AUGAAAUUGGAGUCGUUCGAUUCGCAAUCACCAAUUCGCGGUACAGCGACGAUGUCAUCGUCGCAGUCCCAACAACAGCAGCAAUUUCAUUUAGAUUCAUCAUCAGUUAUCAAGACUGCUCCACCAGGUCGUGGGCAGCACCAACAACAGCAGCAACAGCAUGAUUUUUCGCCAAAAAGUGAGCCUAUCGAUUUGGCACCACUUAGCCAGCCAAGUUUGCAAGAUCUAAGCAAAAUGCAACCUAUCGAACAAUAUUAUUCAAUGCCUAGUUACAGUCGUGUAUAUACGGAUUAUGCAGCUAUUGGACUUGCACAGGGCCAAACGUCUAUUAUUACGGCUCCGUCAAGCGCUGCACCGCUUUAUUAUCCAACUGUUUUUCAAGGUGCCGUGACAGCCCAUGAAUGGCAACGUCCUAUGGAGCAUUACCAACAACAAUACCAACAGCAACAACAGCAACAACAACAGCAACAGCAACAACAACAAAGAGCUAGUACUCUACAGUAUCCUCAGGAGGUAUCACAACCUCAGUCCCAGCAGCAGCCACAAGAAACUCGGGUAUAUAAAGCCGCGGUUGAAAUGCCAUCACCUGUAGAUAGCGGAAUUGGAGCUGAUUUAUCCUUGAUUGCAACCAAAAAUGAUGAUUUUUACACAGCUGCUGAAGUACUCCAUGGUAUACAAGCUGCUAGCACAGAGCGGAGCGAACGAUCGCUAAGCCAUCGAGAUUCCCCAGUCAUCAUCCCAAAACUAGAAAAUAGCUUGGGUUUCCAGUAUGUCCUAGAAGCCCCAAUCUCGACGUCUGUUCGUAAAGAAGACGAUCGGAUGACAUACGUGAAUAAAGGACAGUUCUACACUGUUUCACUUGACUACAUACCGGAUCUUUGCAAGCCACUGAAAAGUCCUACUGUCAAAAGUCAGUUAAUGAUUGUUUUUCGAGAAGAUAAGACUUACGAGGAAGAAAUUAAAACUUGGCAGUUUUGGCAUUCAAGACAACACUCAGUAAAGCAAAGAAUCCUUGAAAUUGAUGCUAAAAAUAGUUCUGGAAUGAUUGGACAAAUUGAGGAAAUCGCGCACAAUGCUGUGCAAUUUUAUUGGAAUCCUACAGAGCAGUCAAAUAUAAGUAUCGCAGUUCAGUGUUUAUCAACAGAUUUUAGUAAUCAGAAAGGUGUUAAAGGUCUUCCAUUACAUAUUCAAAUUGACACUUAUGACGAGAAUGACAGUACAGAUAUACUUUUCCACCGCGGAUACUGUCAAAUUAAAGUUUUUUGCGAUAAGGGAGCAGAACGGAAGUUACGUGAUGAAGACAAAAGAGCUCAGAAACGUAAAUUGACAGGACGCAAGAAAUCAGAAGGUGAAUAUCAUGAACCCUGUGAACGCUCCGAAUUUUAUCACAUGAGUGAUCUCAGUAAGCGAGCUGCUCUAUUUAUCGGACCAGAUGAAUACGAUUCACGCUAUCUGGAAAGUAGCUUGGCAUUUGACCCAUUAUCAGAGUUAGAACCAGUUGCGAAACGGCCAAGAGCAUCUGAGAGAAUAAUGCUCUACGUAAGAAAAAGAGAUGAGCAGAUUUAUACGCCACUGCAUAUAGUACCUCCCUCAUUAGCCGGUUUCAUCCAAGCCGUUGCAGAAAAAUUUGGAAUUGAAACCGAAAAGAUAUCGGGUUUGUUUAAACAGUGCACGAAAGGUGUUACCGUAAAGCUGGAUGACGAUAUGUUAAAGCACUAUUGUAAUGAGGAUACAUUCAUCAUUGAUAUUGAACAAGCUCAAGAUGAUCCAUCGUGUUGCACAGUAACGCUUGUUGAACUUCCACCGUCACAUUUCACACAAUCGUCAUAA
Thelazia callipaeda (thelaziosis nematode) is the source of this 1830-nucleotide messenger RNA. The record is from the annotation of a GenBank genome assembly. NCBI's taxonomy places the organism in Eukaryota, Metazoa, Nematoda, Chromadorea, Rhabditida, Thelaziidae.